AUGCCCCCCGUUCGCUCACACAACUCGAGGCAAAGGAAGCCGCCGGCCGGCUUUGAGGACAUCAGAGACAACCUCGAGGUGUUCAACAUCAAGAUGAAGGACGCACAAAACACGCCGACAGCAAACAUCCCCAAGCAUCAGGCGCAGUGGCCUGUAUUCCAGAUCCACCACCAGCGCAGUCGCUACAUAUACGAGCUAUACUACGAGAAGGAAGCCAUCAGCAAGGAGCUGUAUGAAUGGCUCUUGAAGAAUGGUCAUGCCGACGCGAAGCUCAUCGCAAAGUGGAAGAAGCAGGGUUACGAGAAGUUGUGCUGCCUUCGAUGCGUGCAGACCAAGGAAACAAAUUUCAACUCAACGUGCAUAUGUCGCGUGCCCAAAGCACAGAUGAAGGACGAGACGAGCGAGGUACAAUGCGUUAGCUGUGGCUGCAGAGGUUGUGCUUCAAGCGAUUAA
Molecule: messenger RNA, 453 nt
Organism: Pestalotiopsis fici W106-1
Lineage: Eukaryota; Fungi; Ascomycota; Sordariomycetes; Amphisphaeriales; Sporocadaceae
Product: Cell cycle control protein cwf14
Exons: 2
Coding region: 1-453 (150 amino acids)
Biological process (GO): mRNA splicing, via spliceosome
Cellular component (GO): spliceosomal complex; nucleus
Source: RefSeq, a predicted model, not a curated record